Molecule: messenger RNA, 651 nt
Organism: Melampsora larici-populina 98AG31
Lineage: Eukaryota; Fungi; Basidiomycota; Pucciniomycetes; Pucciniales; Melampsoraceae
Exons: 4
Coding region: 1-651 (216 amino acids)
Source: RefSeq, a predicted model, not a curated record
AUGCAGUAUUUUGCUGAACAGUGGACACGCCAGAAGGAAAUGCAACUCGAGCUGAUUGACGAUGAAAAUCACAAUGAAGUUCAAGAGAUGUUGGAGCGAUUGGGCGAAUUAGAGGAUGACCUUAAGAUUGCAAAGACCUCGAAAACCCGUUUGCGCAAGAUUAGAAGGAGAACAGAAAAUCAGCGUGCAGAGCUACACCGGGGGGAAAUUGAUGUACUUGUGGAGGAGCUUGGGGAACAUAGGUUUUGUAAUAUUUCAGGUGCUGGAGGCUGGGACGCAACUGCGGGUUCUCUCCCAGUGGAGGUUGUUGAUCCCAGUUAUGAUGAAGCUUGGCACAUCAAUCGUGUUUCAAAAAGGACUUGGGAGGAUUGUGUGGAAAUACUCAAAAAUACAAACAAGGGAUUGACGUAUGUGAUGUGCCGUUACUGGAGAGGUUGGGACCCAUUGAUGAUUUCUCUAUUACGUGGGACCCAUCAAUAUGUGGAUACAUCUGAGGAGGUGGACAACUUAUUAGAAGUAACGUGGAGGGAGUUGAUGGUAAGCUGUGAAAGUCGGUGGAAAGAGGUUGUUCCAGCGCAAACAGUGUUUGCAGAACCAGGGGAUGAUGGUGAUUUGCAAGUUGACUUUGAGAGGGAGGAAGAUGACUUUUGA